UUUUCGAUUAUUGCUGCAUAUGGUUGGUAGACGUGAAUGGAAGUUCCAUUUUAGAACUAACUUCCCUAAAUCUGUUUCCACUUAAUGUCAUCUGUCAGGAUAUUCUAUGGUCAUCUGUUGAUAACCUAAAUUAGGAACACGCAUUUUAGUUGGUGUUCAAAAAACUAUUGCCGUUCAAAGAUAAAUGUGUUCCUCCUGCAGUGAAAAUGUUGCGCCGUAAAGAUUUUAGUUGGUAACAUGUUAUUUGACUCGGAAAGCAGUGAUGCGACUGUAGUUGAUAUAUUUUGUGAAUUCAUUGAAAUAGUUAUUCACAACAUUUUAUACAUAAGAAGAGUAUAUCCUGAUACAAUUUUUGAAUCCAAACGUAAAUAUGGUGUAGUUGUUCAUCAUUCGAUGCAUCCAGGUGUUUGUGAAUAUAUAUUACAUUGUGUUGACACCAUUGGUCACUAUUUGAAAAAGAACCAGUUGAAAGGUGUGUUUUUGAGUUUAAAUUCUGGUGAAAAUAUUGUAGAAAAGUAUUACUUUAAAAUAUUCAACAUCAAUUCUGACUAUGAAAGUAAUGAUCCAUUUACCAUAAAGCUUGAACAAUAUUUUAGUGAUUUUUGUUUAAAAUUAUAUUCUUGCAUUAGCAUAUUUAAUAGUUUACCAAAUAAUUCUACAUUUACUGUACAAUUAGAUGUAUCAGAGUACGCAACUUUAGAAUAUUCUCAAAAUUUAGCACAUCAGGGUUUUUUAUGGCUGGACGUUAAUGAAAAUGAAACCAAUUCAUCUACCAAAAUAAUUCCAUUACAAACUAUUCAAGCAGAUUUUUUAAUUAUACAAACAUAUGUCAUACAAUUAACACAGACUGAUUCGAGACUAACGGAAAAUCGUUGUUGA
Molecule: messenger RNA, 879 nt
Organism: Zophobas morio
Lineage: Eukaryota; Metazoa; Arthropoda; Insecta; Coleoptera; Tenebrionidae
Gene: PolZ2
Product: mitotic spindle assembly checkpoint protein MAD2B
Exons: 4
Coding region: 238-879 (213 amino acids)
Cellular component (GO): zeta DNA polymerase complex
Source: RefSeq, a predicted model, not a curated record